UUAUUCAUAGCCGCAAAAGAAACGACAUUCGUCUGUUAAACACUCCGGUGAAAAAUUAUUUGUAGCUUCUUAUUCGAAUUAGAUUGAGUGUUAAGGUGUAAUUGAAUAAUGGUUGAAUCGAACACGGAAGUGGAAAAUUCCGGAAAAUGUCAAAUUUGUGACAAAGCUGCCAAAUCUCGUUGUUCUGGAUGUGUUCAGGCAUUUUAUUGUAGUGUGGAGCAUCAAAGAGAAGAUUGGAAAAAUCACAAGCCACGAUGCGUUCCAAUGAGAAUGUGUCAUGACGAUAAAAUUGGUCGACAUUUUAUUGCAACCAGAAACAUUAAGCCGGGAGAAAUUGUUUUGAAAGAAGCUCCUUUAAUCAUUGGACCGUCACAAGUGACACCACCCGUAUGUGUAGGAUGCUUGAAGGAAGUUCGUGAAAAAAACCAUGGAGCUUGUGAAAAAUGUGGAUGGCCUGUUUGCAGUCGUGCUUGUCAAGAAAGUCCAACUCAUGCAAAUUUUGAAUGUAAAUUGACUGUCGAACGUGGAAAUAAGAUCGUAAUAAAGAAUUUUGCAUCCCCACAUCCUUCAUAUAGCUGUCUGCUACCACUUCGAUGCCUUUUAUUAAAAGAAAAUGAUACGGAACGAUGGAAAAAAGUUUUGGAAUUGCAGAGUCAUGAUUACGAUGCGGACGAUCUACAAUUCAAAUCAGAUAUGGAGCGAGUUGUUGAAUUUAUUCCUAGAUUUUUUAAAUGUAACAAGUGGACGAGGGAGGAAAUAAUAAAAAUUAAUGGAAUUUCACGUAUAAAUGGUCACGAAUUGCCAUUGACAAAUCCAUCGUGCGUUGCGAUUUAUCAUCGUGCAUCAUUUUUCGAACAUUCGUGUCGUCCCAAUUUAUCGAAGAGCUUCUCUGAAAAUAAUGAAAUUAUUUUCUGGGCACCGAACGGCAUAAAAGCUAAGGAACAUCUCACAAUUUCAUAUACUGAUGUACUUUGGGAGACAUCUAAUCGUCGUCAUCAUUUACAGCAAACUAAGCACUUUGAAUGUGAAUGUGAGAGGUGUACAGAUGUUACAGAAUAUGGAACAUAUUUUAGUUCAUUAAAAUGUCAGAAAUGCAAUGUUGGAAUGCUUGUACCAAACAGUUUGAAAGAAUGGAGUCAAGAUUGGAGAUGCACAGAUGCAAAUUGUAACAACAUUGUAACGUAUGAAAAAGUUAAUAAAUUUAUUGAGCAUGUUGGAAAGGAUCUGGCAGCGAUGGAGAAAGAAAAUGAGGGAAAUUGUAUCAAGUUUAUUGAGCAUUACUCCAAAUGGCUAUCGCCUAAUCAUUUUUAUAUAACGGAUGUUAAAGUUGCUUUAUCGCAAAUUAUUGGAGCUGGAAUUAAUGGAAUACAAAAAAUAUCCGAUGAACGUCUAAAGUUAAAGUGUAAAAUUUGCAAGGAAUUAAUUGACCUGAUUGAGAAAAUUGUUCCAAAUGAGGCACGAGUUAUUGGAUUGAUUAAAUUUGAAUUUCAUUCUUCACUCGCAGAAGCAGGUCGUCGUGCAAUGCAAGUGAAGGAUCCAAACUGUAAAGCAAUGCUUGAAGAUUCAUUAAGAUACUGUUACGACAGCAUACGUCUAUUGGGUAACGAAGCAAAGUGCUUGCCCGAGGGUAACAUUUGUAGACAAGCUAGAAUCAACGCAUCAUCGCUCGAAACUCUCAUUGGCGGUAUUCUUGGUUAGAAACUUUACUGUAUCCUGAUUAAAAAGACAUGCUCCGUUUUUAAAUAAUUUUAUGAUUCCUUCUAAAAUUUUUGAUGUCAUCGUUUGUUAGAUAUUUAUAUAGCUUUGUUUCAUUAUUAUUUCAACUCAAUUUAAUAUGUUUGUAGAAGUUCAUGAUAAAGAAAGGAAGAAAUAAAGAGAAUGAAAAAGGUGGAAGAAACUCAUGAAGAAA
This is a messenger RNA of Chironomus riparius, 1909 nucleotides long. The record is from the annotation of a GenBank genome assembly. Lineage: Eukaryota; Metazoa; Arthropoda; Insecta; Diptera; Chironomidae.